CGAGGGCUCAUAGAAAACAACACCAAACACGGUCGCACUGCGAAUUUACAAAUUAGCAAUUUUAAUACGAUUUACUACGUUUUAAUAGUUCCAACAGCAAAAAGACGCGUUAAAAACUUCGGAAUGAACGCCACAACGCUCUAUGUCGAAGCGUGCAAAUGCAUGUUGUCGCUUGAAACCGACAAUCAAGCUGUUUGGGAUCAACUGUUCCAAUUGCUUCCAAAGCUUCGCCAAGCCCUUUCUUGUCGAGUUUGCCGUGGUUUGUUGAUCGACCCGUACGGAUCUCACAGCUGUGAACACCACGUGUGCAAAGGGUGCCUUCGAAGGAAGCGGGCCUUAAUACCCGGAUGUCGAUGGUGCACAAACUUGGAAAAGCUUACGGAGGAUAAACAAGCUCGAAUUGUGCUGGCUUGUUAUCAAAAGCUUUGCGAAUGCAUCGCCCAAAAAGCGGCCAGCGUUCAGAGGCUGUCGACACAAAACGGCGAGUACAACAAGACUUUGGCGAUCAUUCAAGAGGCCGUUACAAGCCCGAUCUCACUUGCAGACUUUCCAAGUAACCGACAAGGGCAGGUACCGGUAAACAACUCGGAAUUAAAUUCCAAAAAUUCCUCUGGCGGUGAUUUGAACAUGGCGGCGGAGUCACGUGUCCCAGCAACAAUACUUCCGCCGGAAAUGAAACUCCUGCCUCCCAAAAAAGUUGCAAAACUCUUGGCUUCACCAACAGGUACCCAAAGUCAAAAGGAGAAGAAAAAAAAGAAAAAGCCAUUCAAGGGAAGUUAUUAUAACUAUGGCAAAAAGAAGAAGACCCCUGUAAAGAUAAGUACAAGUGCAACUAGCCUGUCUUUUAGUUCUGAAAUCAAAAACAAUACUGGAGUUUGCUCUCAUGAAGUUACAAAAGAUGGAAAUGACACUGAAGAGAUUCAGAUUUUUGAUAAUGUCGAGCCUGAAAUUCACGUUAAACCAGACCUUCAGCCAAAAGAAGUAGUUGUUGUAACUCCGCCAGGAAAGCAUAAAAAGAAAAGUAAGUUGAAGAGGUGUUCUUGUGGGACAUCGUCCAAGCUUCAAAGCCCCAGAUGCAUCAGCACGCGUUGUCCAUGCUUCAGUGAUGGAGGUUCAUGUGAACUUUGUCCCUGUGUCAAUUGCAGCAAUCCUUUUAGUAACAACAAUGACAAAGUGUCACCAGAUGGCAAAUGUAAGCUGAAGUUUGUUGACGAAAAGGGUGUGUUAACAUCGAUGGAAUGAUGGAUCAACUGUUCCCUCUGUUUAUUAAUUGAUUUUACAUGUUGGUGUAUAUCCACCAUGGAAAUAGUCAAUGUAUUUUGUGAUUUAACCAAUGAAUGAGAGGAAGGCUAUGAAAUCAAAGUGAAAGUCUAUUUUAAUGGAAGGCUACCUGCUUCAUUUCUGUCAAAGAAUGAUUAUACAUUCUCAGUAAGCCACAUUUUAAUUGCUCAAUUGUGUUCAUCAAAGCACAUCUUAUUUUGGUCCAGGAUAUUGGAAGUGAGACCUUAGUUGUCUGUUCAGAGUUCAGCCUUCUGUAAUCACAAACAUCAGUUUUACAGUUUCAAGUCUUUUUCAAUCCAGCCUGUACACUUUUGAAAAGUCCUUUCCCAGGCAAGUUUUUACAGUCAAACUCUAAUAACAAAUAACAGUACAAGUUGGAGUUUGUUCUUUGGAAGAAUAUUUUGAUUUUCAGGGGAAGGAGGAUGCUGUUUAGUGGCAUUGCUGUUGUGGUUCGACUUCUUGGAUUACUUUGAGUAACUCUGCCAAGCCAAGCAACAAAUUGUUCCAAGACAGCUGCAGACCCUCUCCAAACUGUAUACAAGAGCUCUUCACUCAGCAUUGAAUACAAAAUGCAUAUGUUGUGAUUAUUGUUAAAUUAAUUUUGAUUCUGACCCUGCUGAGGAGUUACUGUGCAUGAUCUUGUGUCUAUACCUGGGCAGGAAUAAUUUACAAGGCUAAAAAAACCCAAUUCCAGCUUGCCCUUCGGACAAUCAGCUCUCUAAUUUUUCUUGCCCUGGGCAAGUCUAAGUCUAUUUUUUUUCUCUUAGUUGGCAGAAGACCUGCCAGGGCCCUUACCCAUCGGGCAAGUGAGAAUGAAAAGUAACUUGCCUGGUAAGAAAAUCUACUCACAAGUGCUAAACGACAGAACAGCACUUUUUUCAAACCUCGAGUAGAGUCAUAAUAAUAUUAUUCUAGUUUUUCUCGCACUGCAUUCUGGUUGGAUGUCUACGAUAUGAAGGAUACCCAAAGUCCCAGCUUCAUCAACCUUUCCAGGCAAAGUGUUUGAAGUAUCUGUCAGAUUGAUUGACCUUUAAAUUAGAAGGGAUACCAUUAUGUAAACCCUGUAAAUCUAAAUCAGGCAUUUACUUGAAUUUCAAACAUGAAUGUCUUCAAAUUGUGACAGGCCAACCCUCUAGGGAGUCUCACAACACCUACAUGUCAUGCCAAUGAAAUUGUUAAAAUGCUUAUCAUUUGCAACUCUGGUGCAUUAUUCAUCAUGUUUAGCAUUUUAAAGUGCAUUGUGAAAGAAAGCAAUUGAAAGAGUUAAAAUCAAAAGCAAUACUAACAAUGCUAAGCAGGUAUUAUGAGUAGAUUCAAAGACAGCAUUUCUGUUAUAUCCUUACCAGUCACUCAUAGAUCAGAAUGCUGACAAACAACACUAAGAAAACAGUGGGUAGAAACCAAAUAUGGCUAAAACAAAAAAGCUUGCUCUAAUUUUUGACGAUUUCCUGUUCAUGAUAACCUCAAACUGCUUGCUUUUGUCAUAACCUAUUCAGCAUAAUUUUGUACAUAAUAUAUUGAUGUAAAUAUUUAUUUAUUAUUCUUCAAAGGUUUCCUUUCUAUCAAGGAUAUUGUACAUGUAGUACUAAAUGAAAGAUGCCAAACUAAACAUAUCCUCUCAGUAUAACUUGCCAGUUUCCUUAUAUCUGUUAGUUAUCUCAAGUAGAUUAAGUUAUUUAUUGAUCGUUACUUUAUAGAAAGUAUCUAGUUUGUGAUGAUAGUCUAACAUAACAUAGCAUAUGACGCAACACAUGGACAUUUGCCAGACAAGUUAUAGACUGGCAAAGUUUGAAAAUAAUUGACCUUGGGAUGCAACCACAUGCUACCAACUAUGAUGUAAAAUGUAUCUUUGGUUUUGGUUUCUCAACAUUUCGAGCAUUAAAAUAUUGCUGUUGGUCUUGCA
Orbicella faveolata is the source of this 3184-nucleotide messenger RNA. RefSeq lists its product as uncharacterized. Gene Ontology annotation, molecular function: ubiquitin protein ligase activity. NCBI's taxonomy places the organism in Eukaryota, Metazoa, Cnidaria, Anthozoa, Scleractinia, Merulinidae. Gene Ontology annotation, biological process: protein ubiquitination. The record is from RefSeq and is a predicted model, not a curated record. Gene Ontology annotation, cellular component: MSL complex.